UGCUAAACAAAUUAUAUAGUAUAAUAUUUCACAUUGCUGAAAUUUAAAUAAUACAUUAUAACACAUAAUAUAAUUUCGAAGAUAAUAUCUUGUGAAGAUGGAAUAUUUUUUCAGACUAAAAAAUAUUUUUGUAUUCAUGUAUUUAAUCUACUGUUUUAAUGUCUCUGCCACUGUGAAUGGAACUCAUUCAACAAUUACGAAAAGAAUAGUUGGAGGUACUGCAGCCAAAAAUGGCGAAUUUCCGUACAUAAUGGCUAUUUUCCAUUUGACAAGAUAUCAUGGUGCAUUUUCCAUGAUUACUACACAAACGGCAAUAGGCGCAGCUCAUAUGUUAAAUGGAAACGCCAUCGAAGAUCUUGAAGGAAGAAUAUGCGAUGUUAGUAAAUUUAAUGGAAAAUUAGUUUACUUCGAUAGAAAAGUCUUGCAUCCAGACUUCCAAGGAACAAAUAUUAAUGAUAUUGGACUUUUAAUUUUGAAGCAUUAG
Molecule: messenger RNA, 484 nt
Organism: Centruroides sculpturatus (bark scorpion)
Lineage: Eukaryota; Metazoa; Arthropoda; Arachnida; Scorpiones; Buthidae
Product: trypsin-like
Exons: 6
Coding region: 98-484 (128 amino acids)
Biological process (GO): proteolysis
Molecular function (GO): serine-type endopeptidase activity
Source: RefSeq, a predicted model, not a curated record